Chelmon rostratus (copperband butterflyfish) is the source of this 13834-nucleotide messenger RNA. It is a transcript of the gene eppk1, whose product is annotated as epiplakin 1. Gene Ontology annotation, molecular function: structural constituent of muscle; ankyrin binding; structural constituent of cytoskeleton. The coding region runs from base 140 to 12907 and encodes 4255 amino acids. Gene Ontology annotation, biological process: intermediate filament cytoskeleton organization; wound healing; hemidesmosome assembly. The record is from RefSeq and is a predicted model, not a curated record. NCBI's taxonomy places the organism in Eukaryota, Metazoa, Chordata, Actinopteri, Chaetodontiformes, Chaetodontidae. Gene Ontology annotation, cellular component: sarcolemma; cytoskeleton; cytoplasm. The transcript has 3 exons.
CUUACCAGUCGAGACCGACCCCCAACCAGAGUGGGACUUCACUCCAGAGACGUCAGGGACGGAGUUUCAAAGCCCCAGCGCUCUGACCAUAAUUGCGCGGGUAUCUUUGGUCUUCAUCCUGAACGCUCUUUAGGCCAAGAUGGACUCCAUCAAUCAAGACACUGAGGUGAAGACAAAUGGCCACACCGAAGUCCACAGACCUGUGGCUGGCAUAAUUCUGGAGAAGACAAAGGAGAAGAUAACCAUAUACCAAGCCAUGAAAAAACAUCUUCUUAAGCCAGGAACAGCAUUAGCCCUGCUUGAAGCACAAGCAGCCACAGUGGGCAUCAUAGACCCAAUUAACAAUCGAGUACUUCCUGUUGCAGAUGCUGUUAAAGAGGGAAUAGUUGGACCUGAGAUGAAAGAGAAGCUCCUCACAGCAGAGAAAGCCAUCAGUGGCCAUGUAGACCCUUACACCAAGCAAACAAUAUCCGUAUUCCAAGCUAUGCAAAAAGAUUUAGUCCCAAGAGAUUAUGGACUGAGGCUGCUGGAAGCACAGAUAGCUACGCAAGGCCUGUUUGAUCCUGUUGAGAAGACAAAUAUUUCAGUUGAAGAAGCAAUUCAAAAGGGCUACUAUGAAAAAGGUUUACUCAAUAACCAGAUGUCUGAGCUCCAAGUGUUCUACAAUCCAAGCUCACAAGAAACUCUGAACUAUCAGAACCUCCAACAGGCAUGCACUGUAGAUGCUGACACCGGCCUGUUGCUCCUUCCCAUUUGCAUCACCUUCAAGGGUCUGCGAAGAGGUAUUUCCUCCACUGAACUCCUUGAAUCAAAGAUCAUUGACAAAGAAACAUUUGAAGACCUACAGAAGGGAAAGGCCACAACACAGGAUGUGAUGUUGAUGGAAACAGUGAAAGACUUCCUGGAGGGGAAAGGCAGUAUUGCAGGCAUUGCUGUACUCUCGUCAAAUAAGAGAAUGAGCAUUUAUCAAGCCAUGAAGCAAGGCAUAUUGAUGCCUGGAACAGCACUAGUUCUUCUCGAGGCACAGGCUGCGACUGGAUUCAUGAUUGAUCCUGUAGAAAAUAAAAAAUUCACUGUGGAUGAGGCUAUCAAAAACAAACUUUUUGGCCCAGAAUAUCAUGCAAAGCUGCGUUCUGCUGAGCGGGCAGUAACUGGAUACAAAGACCCAUACUCAGGUGAAACUAUAUCGUUGUUUCAAGCACUGUCAAAAGACCUCAUUGUUAAGGAACAUGGGAUCCGCCUACUUGAGGCGCAAAUCGCUACAGGUGGAAUAAUAGACCCAAUCAACAGUCACAGACUUCCCACAGAAGUGGCCUUCAAGAGAGGUUACUUUAAUGAAGAAAUGAAUAAAAUACUAGAGGACUCAGGAGAUGACACAAAAGGGUUUUUUGACCCAAACACAGAAGACAAUCUAACUUAUCUUCAACUGAUGGAAAGGUGUGUCAGUGACCCCAUCACUGGACUGUGCCUCCUCCCUCUCCGUGAUAAGUCAGACAGGCUGAAUUUUAACUUCAUUGACUACCAAACGAAAAUGACCUUCAAAGAGGAGAAGGUGAAAGUGACAUAUGGGAAGUACACGGGAAUGACAGUAUCUCUGUGGGAACUCCUGAUGUCAGAAUACUUUGAUGAACAUCAGAGGAGAGACAUCUUUCAAAAAUACAGAGAAGGGGAGCUCAAUAUUAAGAUGAUCAUCACAACAGUUUUGGAAGUCAUAGAAACAUCUGUGAAAACAGCUCAAGUCAUUUUUGAAGGGAUCAGAGAAAAUGUCACAGCCAAACAGCUCGUGGAGGCAGAUAUCAUUAGUGAGAAGGUUCUGGAGGAUCUGAAAAAGGGAAAGAAGUCAGUGAAGGAAGUGACAGAAGACGAAAAUGUUAACAUGUACCUACAGGGGAAAGACAGCAUUGCAGGUAUUCUGCUUCCUGAUUCUCAAAUAAUGACCAUCUACCAGGCCAGGCAAAAAGGAAAGCUGAUGCCAGGAACUGCUCUGGUUCUACUGGAGGCACAGGCAGCAACGGGGCACAUUAUUGACCCUAUUGGAAACAGGAAGUUUUCAGUGGAUGAUGCUGUCAAAGCAAAGAUUGUGGGGCCUGAUGUCUGUCAAAAGCUUCGCUCAGCAGAGAAAGCGGUCACUGGGUACAAAGAUCCAUAUGACGGCAAAAUAAUCUCUCUGUUCCAAGCCAUGCAAAAAGAUCUCAUCCUAAAAGACCAUGGAAUUCGACUCCUGGAGGCACAAAUUGCUACUGGUGGGAUCAUUGAUCCAGUGAACAGCCAUCGCAUCCCUGUCCAUGUGGCCUAUAAGAGGGGAUACUUUAAUGAGGAAAUGAAUCAGAUCCUGGACGAUCCAAGUGAUGACACUAAAGGAUUCUUUGACCCCAACAACCAUGAGAACCUGACAUACUUGCAGCUCAUGGCCAGAUGUGUCACAGAUCCCAGUACAGGUCUGUGUCUCUUGCCACUCAAAAGCAAAAGUAACAAAAUUAACAUAGAUGAUAACAUGAGGGAAAUGUUCAAAACAACAACAGUUGCUGUUAAGUAUGGCAGGUUCAAGGGCAAGCACACAACACUGUGGGAUCUUAUCAAUUCAGAGUAUCUGUCUGAGGACAAAAGACAGGAAUUUUUUAAGCUCUUCAAGUCAAGGAAAGUCACAAUUGAGCAACUCACUGUCACCAUUUUAGAGAUCAUUGAGACCAAGGAGAUAAAACAGCAAGCAGGGCUAAACUUUGAAGGUCUCAGAGGAGAGAUCUCUGUUGUGGAUCUUUUAGAACUUGAAAUUGUUGAUGAAAAAACAUACAACAGUUUGAUUGAUGGAAAGGUGACAAGCACAGAUGUGAUGAAAAUCGACAGCGUGCGAGACUACCUACAAGGGAAAAGUUGUCUGGCUGGGGUGAUACUGCAACCAUCGGAUCAGAAGCUGAGCAUCUAUGAGGCACAGAGAAUUGGCAUUCUCACACCUGGCACUGCCCUUUGCCUCCUUGAAGCACAAGCAGCCACAGGGUUCAUUGUUGAUCCUCUGAAAAACAAAAAACUGACAGUGGAAGAAGCUCUCAAAGACAAGCUCAUUGGUCCACAGAUGUAUGAAAAGCUACUGUCUGCAGAGAGGGCUGUCACUGGUUACAGAGAUCCAUACACUGGUCAAAAGAUCUCACUUUUUCAAGCCUUGAAAAAAGAUCUAAUUGUCAAGCAGCAUGGCAUCCGUUUACUCGAGGCUCAGAUUGCUACAGGUGGUAUCAUUGAUCCCUUGAAGUGUCUUCACUUACCUCUUGAGGUUGCAUACAGGAAAGGAUAUUUUGAUGCAGAACUUAAUCAAAUCCUAUCAGACCCAACUGAUGACACAAAGGGCUUUUUUGACCCAAAGACACACAACAAUCUGACAUACUUGGAGAUGCUGGGUAGAUGUGUCAAAGAUAAGGAAACAGGACUGUUUCUCCUGCCACUGAAUGACACACCAAAAGCUACAGGAUCAAAAGCAAAAAUGUAUACUGACACAGAGAUAAAGCAAGAGUUUGAAAACACACCUGUGAGCACAUCAGUAGGACGCUACUCAGGAAAGUCAGUUUCUCUGUGGGACUUGAUUCACUCUAGGUACUUCACUGACGAUCAGCGGCUUGAGUUCACUGAAAUGUACAGAACAAGGAAGACAACCAUAGAAACCAUUAUCACAUCAGUGAUUUCCACCAUUGCAAAACUGGAGGAAAGUGAAACUGCCAAAAUGGUAAAUGGCCUGCGAAAGCCUGUCUCUGCACAACAAUUACGGGAUUCUGACAUCAUUGAUGCAGAUACAUUCAAACAGGUGAAAGAAGGAAAACUCACUCUUGAAGCAGUAACCCAACAUGAACCUGUGAGAGGAUACCUGAAGGGAACUGGGAGCAUUGCUGGAAUUAAGGUUCAUGCAUCCCAGAAAGUAAUGAGCAUAUAUGAAGCAAAAACUGAAGAUCUGUUGACUCCUGGCCUUGCACUUGUACUGCUUGAAGCUCAAGCUGCAACCGGAUGGAUCAUUGAUCCUCUCAAAAACAAAUUCUAUGCUGUUGAUGAGGCAGCAAGAGAGAAAGUAAUUGGACCAGACGUACUUGAGCAGCUUCUCUCAGCUGAACGAGCUGUGACUGGAUAUAAAGAUCCAUACACAGAUGCAACAAUAUCACUGUUUGAAGCCAUGAAUGAACAGCUGAUUCAAAGAAGUGAUGGCAUUCGCCUUCUUGAGGUACAGAUAGCAACUGGAGGAAUAAUUGACCCAAACCAAAGUCACAGACUACCUGCUCAUGUUGCUGUUAAAAAGGGGUAUCUUGAUGAAGAAAUUCACAAAAUUCUGUUGGACUCCACUGAUGAUGCCAAGGGAUUCUUUGAUCCAAAUACCAAAGAAAACCUCUCUUACCAUCAGCUCAUAAAGCGAUGUAAGAAAGAUCCUCAAACUGGGCUACUUCUUUUACCCCUGUACGAAGAGGAAUCCCAUGAAUUCCACACAGAUGAGAAAAUAGAGCUUGCUUUCAAAAACAAAACUAUUGCCAUGAAUGCAGGAAAAUUCAAAAACAAAGAAGUGACACUGUGGGAAGUGUUGCUCUCUGAAUACAUAUCAGAACAAAAAAGGGAGCAGCUCAUACAACAAUACAAGACCCGAACCAUGACAAUAGAGGAGAUCAUUGAAAUACUCACUGUUAUUGUUACAGAAGUAUCAUCAAAAGAAAAAAAGUUCAAAGGACUAAGAAAGCAGGUUUCAGCCAGUGAGUUGUAUGAGUCAAAAAUUAUCUCAAAGGAGCUAUUCACACAGAUUAUACAAGGUGAAGUAACUGAAGAAAAGGUUAACAAGAUGGAAUCCAUUCAAAAGUACCUUGGAGCUACAAACUGUAUAGCAGGGGUUAGAGUUGAAUCGACAAAGAAAGUUAUGAGCAUCUACGAAGCCAGAACCAAAGGCCUGCUGACUCCGGGCACAUCUCUUGUGCUGCUAGAGGCACAAGCCGCCACUGGCUUUGUCAUUGACCCGGUGAACAACAAGAAACUUUCAGUAGAGGAAGCUGUGGCUCAAAGAGUAGUGGGCAGUGAGUGGAAAAAUAAACUGCUUUCAGCAGAAAGAGCAGUUACUGGUUACAAGGAUCCCUACACUGGAAACACAAUCUCUUUGUUCCAGGCCUUGAAAAAAGAUCUCAUUGUCAAAGACCAUGGAAUUCGUCUCCUUGAAGCACAAAUUGCCACAGGAGGCAUAAUCGACCCAGUGUACAGUCACAGAGUGCCUGUGCAGGUGGCAUACCAAAGAGGUUACUUUGAUGAGGAAAUGAACCAGAUUCUGUCUGACCCUGAUGAUGACACCAAGGGCUUUUUCGACCCCAACACUCAAGAGAACCUCACCUAUCUCCAGCUAGUCGAAAGGUGUGUUACAGAUCCCAUCACAGGCCUUAGCUUACUGGUCAUUGCGAAGAAAGGUGAGUUUUAUUUCUUUGUUGAUGAGGCAACAAAACUCAUUCUGAAAUCAACAACAACAACCAGAGCAGGAGGGAAAUACCAUGGAACAACGGUGUCUCUGUGGGAUCUGCUCUACUCCAAAUACAUCACUGAGGAGAAGAGGAGGGAGCUUGUCCAACAGUACAAGUCUGGAUCAAUCACAAUUGAACGCUUUUUGGAAAUCAUCCUGACAAUCAUUCAGCAGCAAACCACAACAACCUCAUCGUCAUCAGUGGUCACAUGCCAACCACCAGAAACAAAAGUGGACAGCAGCACAACCACUACCACAACCACUAAAAUCACAGAGACGACAGAAGUCCAAACAUUCCAUGGAAUCAGAAAGGAUGUCACUGCAACUGAGCUGCUUGAAUCAAAAAUCAUCAACGAGGACCUCUACAAAGAUCUCAGCACUGGAAAGGUCACAGUGACGGAAGUAAGUGAAAUGGACUCAGUACGCAAGUACUUAGAGGGAACCAACAGCAUUGCAGGGGUGUACCUGCAGUCCACCAAAGAGACAAUGAGUGUCUAUGAAGCCAAAAGCAAGGGCCUGCUGACUCCUGGUACUUCUCUGGUUCUGCUGGAGGCACAAGCCGCCACUGGCUUUGUCAUCGACCCGGUGAACAACAAGAAACUUUCAGUAGAGGAAGCUGUGGCUCAAAGAGUAGUGGGCAGUGAGUGGAAAAAUAAACUGCUUUCAGCAGAAAGAGCAGUUACUGGUUACAAGGAUCCCUACACUGGAAACACAAUCUCUUUGUUCCAGGCCUUGAAAAAAGAUCUCAUUGUCAAAGACCAUGGAAUUCGUCUCCUUGAAGCACAAAUUGCCACAGGAGGCAUAAUCGACCCAGUUUACAGUCACAGAGUGCCUGUGCAGGUGGCAUACCAAAGAGGUUACUUUGAUGAGGAAAUGAACCAGAUUCUGUCUGACCCUGAUGAUGACACCAAGGGCUUUUUCGACCCCAACACUCAAGAGAACCUCACCUAUCUCCAGCUAGUCGAAAGGUGUGUUACAGAUCCCAUCACAGGCCUUAGCUUACUGGUCAUUGCGAAGAAAGGUGAGUUUUAUUUCUUUGUUGAUGAGGCAACAAAACUCAUUCUGAAAUCAACAACAACAACCAGAGCAGGAGGGAAAUACCAUGGAACAACGGUGUCUCUGUGGGAUCUGCUCUACUCCAAAUACAUCACUGAGGAGAAGAGGAGGGAGCUUGUCCAACAGUACAAGUCUGGAUCAAUCACAAUUGAACGCUUUUUGGAAAUCAUCCUGACAAUCAUUCAGCAGCAAACCACAACAACCUCAUCGUCAUCAGUGGUCACAUGCCAACCACCAGAAACAAAAGUGGACAGCAGCACAACCACUACCACAACCACUACAAUCACAGAGACGACAGAAGUCCAAACAUUCCAUGGAAUCAGAAAGGAUGUCACUGCAACUGAGCUGCUUGAAUCAAAAAUCAUCAACGAGGACCUCUACAAAGAUCUCAGCACUGGAAAGGUCACAGUGACGGAAGUAAGUGAAAUGGACUCAGUACGCAAGUACUUAGAGGGAACCAACAGCAUUGCAGGGGUGUACCUGCAGUCCACCAAAGAGACAAUGAGUGUCUAUGAAGCCAAAAGCAAGGGCCUGCUGACUCCUGGUACUUCUCUGGUUCUGCUGGAGGCACAAGCCGCCACUGGCUUUGUCAUUGACCCGGUGAACAACAAGAAACUUUCAGUAGAGGAAGCUGUGGCUCAAAGAGUAGUGGGCAGUGAGUGGAAAAAUAAACUGCUUUCAGCAGAAAGAGCAGUUACUGGUUACAAGGAUCCCUACACUGGAAACACAAUCUCUUUGUUCCAGGCCUUGAAAAAAGAUCUCAUUGUCAAAGAUCAUGGAAUUCGUCUCCUUGAAGCACAAAUUGCCACAGGAGGCAUAAUCGACCCAGUUUACAGUCACAGAGUGCCUGUGCAGGUGGCAUACCAAAGAGGUUACUUUGAUGAGGAAAUGAACCAGAUUCUGUCUGACCCUGAUGAUGACACCAAGGGCUUUUUCGACCCCAACACUCAAGAGAACCUCACCUAUCUCCAGCUAGUCGAAAGGUGUGUUACAGAUCCCAUCACAGGCCUUAGCUUACUGGUCAUUGCGAAGAAAGGUGAGUUUUAUUUCUUUGUUGAUGAGGCAACAAAACUCAUUCUGAAAUCAACAACAACAACCAGAGCAGGAGGGAAAUACCAUGGAACAACGGUGUCUCUGUGGGAUCUGCUCUACUCCAAAUACAUCACUGAGGAGAAGAGGAGGGAGCUUGUCCAACAGUACAAGUCUGGAUCAAUCACAAUUGAACGCUUUUUGGAAAUCAUCCUGACAAUCAUUCAGCAGCAAACCACAACAACCUCAUCGUCAUCAGUGGUCACAUGCCAACCACCAGAAACAAAAGUGGACAGCAGCACAACCACUACCACAACCACUACAAUCACAGAGACGACAGAAGUCCAAACAUUCCAUGGAAUCAGAAAGGAUGUCACUGCAACUGAGCUGCUUGAAUCAAAAAUCAUCAACGAGGACCUCUACAAAGAUCUCAGCACUGGGAAGGUCACAGUGACGGAAGUAAGUGAAAUGGACUCAGUACGCAAGUACUUAGAGGGAACCAACAGCAUUGCAGGGGUGUACCUGCAGUCCACCAAAGAGACAAUGAGUGUCUAUGAAGCCAAAAGCAAGGGCCUGCUGACUCCUGGUACUUCUCUGGUUCUGCUGGAGGCACAAGCCGCCACUGGCUUUGUCAUCGACCCGGUGAACAACAAGAAACUUUCAGUAGAGGAAGCUGUGGCUCAAAGAGUAGUGGGCAGUGAGUGGAAAAAUAAACUGCUUUCAGCAGAAAGAGCAGUUACUGGUUACAAGGAUCCCUACACUGGAAACACAAUCUCUUUGUUCCAGGCCUUGAAAAAAGAUCUCAUUGUCAAAGAUCAUGGAAUUCGUCUCCUUGAAGCACAAAUUGCCACAGGAGGCAUAAUUGACCCUGUGUACAGUCACAGAGUGCCUGUGCAGGUGGCAUACCAAAGAGGUUACUUUGAUGAGGAAAUGAACCAGAUUCUGUCUGACCCUGAUGAUGACACCAAGGGCUUUUUCGACCCCAACACUCAAGAGAACCUCACCUAUCUCCAGCUAGUCGAAAGGUGUGUUACAGAUCCCAUCACAGGCCUUAGCUUACUGGUCAUUGCGAAGAAAGGUGAGUUUUAUUUCUUUGUUGAUGAGGCAACAAAACUCAUUCUGAAAUCAACAACAACAACCAGAGCAGGAGGGAAAUACCAUGGAACAACGGUGUCUCUGUGGGAUCUGCUCUACUCCAAAUACAUCACUGAGGAGAAGAGGAGGGAGCUUGUCCAACAGUACAAGUCUGGAUCAAUCACAAUUGAACGCUUUUUGGAAAUCAUCCUGACAAUCAUUCAGCAGCAAACCACAACAGCCUCAUCGUCAUCAGUGGUCACAUGCCAACCACCAGAAACAAAAGUGGACAGCAGCACAACCACUACCACAACCACUACAAUCACAGAGACGACAGAAGUCCAAACAUUCCAUGGAAUCAGAAAGGAUGUCACUGCAACUGAGCUGCUUGAAUCAAAAAUCAUCAACGAGGACCUCUACAAAGAUCUCAGCACUGGAAAGGUCACAGUGACGGAAGUAAGUGAAAUGGACUCAGUACGCAAGUACUUAGAGGGAACCAACAGCAUUGCAGGGGUGUACCUGCAGUCCACCAAAGAGACAAUGAGUGUCUAUGAAGCCAAAAGCAAGGGCCUGCUGACUCCUGGUACUUCUCUGGUUCUGCUGGAGGCACAAGCCGCCACUGGCUUUGUCAUCGACCCGGUGAACAACAAGAAACUUUCAGUAGAGGAAGCUGUGGCUCAAAGAGUAGUGGGCAGUGAGUGGAAAAAUAAACUGCUUUCAGCAGAAAGAGCAGUUACUGGUUACAAGGAUCCCUACACUGGAAACACAAUCUCUUUGUUCCAGGCCUUGAAAAAAGAUCUCAUUGUCAAAGAUCAUGGAAUUCGUCUCCUUGAAGCACAAAUUGCCACAGGAGGCAUAAUUGACCCUGUGUACAGUCACAGAGUGCCUGUGCAGGUGGCAUACCAAAGAGGUUACUUUGAUGAGGAAAUGAACCAGAUUCUGUCUGACCCUGAUGAUGACACCAAGGGCUUUUUCGACCCCAACACUCAAGAGAACCUCACCUAUCUCCAGCUAGUCGAAAGGUGUGUUACAGAUCCCAUCACAGGCCUUAGCUUACUGGUCAUUGCGAAGAAAGGUGAGUUUUAUUUCUUUGUUGAUGAGGCAACAAAACUCAUUCUGAAAUCAACAACAACAACCAGAGCAGGAGGGAAAUACCAUGGAACAACGGUGUCUCUGUGGGAUCUGCUCUACUCCAAAUACAUCACUGAGGAGAAGAGGAGGGAGCUUGUCCAACAGUACAAGUCUGGAUCAAUCACAAUUGAACGCUUUUUGGAAAUCAUCCUGACAAUCAUUCAGCAGCAAACCACAACAACCUCAUCGUCAUCAGUGGUCACAUGCCAACCACCAGAAACAAAAGUGGACAGCAGCACAACCACUACCACAACCACUACAAUCACAGAGACGACAGAAGUCCAAACAUUCCAUGGAAUCAGAAAGGAUGUCACUGCAACUGAGCUGCUUGAAUCAAAAAUCAUCAACGAGGACCUCUACAAAGAUCUCAGCACUGGAAAGGUCACAGUGACGGAAGUAAGUGAAAUGGACUCAGUACGCAAGUACUUAGAGGGAACCAACAGCAUUGCAGGGGUGUACCUGCAGUCCACCAAAGAGACAAUGAGUGUCUAUGAAGCCAAAAGCAAGGGCCUGCUGACUCCUGGUACUUCUCUGGUUCUGCUGGAGGCACAAGCCGCCACUGGCUUUGUCAUCGACCCGGUGAACAACAAGAAACUUUCAGUAGAGGAAGCUGUGGCUCAAAGAGUAGUGGGCAGUGAGUGGAAAAAUAAACUGCUUUCAGCAGAAAGAGCAGUUACUGGUUACAAGGAUCCCUACACUGGAAACACAAUCUCUUUGUUCCAGGCCUUGAAAAAAGAUCUCAUUGUCAAAGACCAUGGAAUUCGUCUCCUUGAAGCACAAAUUGCCACAGGAGGCAUAAUCGACCCAGUUUACAGUCACAGAGUGCCUGUGCAGGUGGCAUACCAAAGAGGUUACUUUGAUGAGGAAAUGAACCAGAUUCUGUCUGACCCUGAUGAUGACACCAAGGGCUUUUUCGACCCCAACACUCAAGAGAACCUCACCUAUCUCCAGCUAGUCGAAAGGUGUGUUACAGAUCCCAUCACAGGCCUUAGCUUACUGGUCAUUGCGAAGAAAGGUGAGUUUUAUUUCUUUGUUGAUGAGGCAACAAAACUCAUUCUGAAAUCAACAACAACAACCAGAGCAGGAGGGAAAUACCAUGGAACAACGGUGUCUCUGUGGGAUCUGCUCUACUCCAAAUACAUCACUGAGGAGAAGAGGAGGGAGCUUGUCCAACAGUACAAGUCUGGAUCAAUCACAAUUGAACGCUUUUUGGAAAUCAUCCUGACAAUCAUUCAGCAGCAAACCACAACAACCUCAUCGUCAUCAGUGGUCACAUGCCAACCACCAGAAACAAAAGUGGACAGCAGCACAACCACUACCACAACCACUACAAUCACAGAGACGACAGAAGUCCAAACAUUCCAUGGAAUCAGAAAGGAUGUCACUGCAACUGAGCUGCUUGAAUCAAAAAUCAUCAACGAGGACCUCUACAAAGAUCUCAGCACUGGAAAGGUCACAGUGACGGAAGUAAGUGAAAUGGACUCAGUACGCAAGUACUUAGAGGGAACCAACAGCAUUGCAGGGGUGUACCUGCAGUCCACCAAAGAGACAAUGAGUGUCCAUGAAGCCAAAAGCAAGGGCCUGCUGACUCCUGGUACUUCUCUGGUUCUGCUGGAGGCACAAGCCGCCACUGGCUUUGUCAUCGACCCGGUGAACAACAAGAAACUUUCAGUAGAGGAAGCUGUGGCUCAAAGAGUAGUGGGCAGUGAGUGGAAAAAUAAACUGCUUUCAGCAGAAAGAGCAGUUACUGGUUACAAGGAUCCCUACACUGGAAACACAAUCUCUUUGUUCCAGGCCUUGAAAAAAGAUCUCAUUGUCAAAGAUCAUGGAAUUCGUCUCCUUGAAGCACAAAUUGCCACAGGAGGCAUAAUUGACCCUGUGUACAGUCACAGAGUGCCUGUGCAGGUGGCAUACCAAAGAGGUUACUUUGAUGAGGAAAUGAACCAGAUUCUGUCUGACCCUGAUGAUGACACCAAGGGCUUUUUCGACCCCAACACUCAAGAGAACCUCACCUAUCUCCAGCUAGUCGAAAGGUGUGUUACAGAUCCCAUCACAGGCCUUAGCUUACUGGUCAUUGCGAAGAAAGGUGAGUUUUAUUUCUUUGUUGAUGAGGCAACAAAACUCAUUCUGAAAUCAACAACAACAACCAGAGCAGGAGGGAAAUACCAUGGAACAACGGUGUCUCUGUGGGAUCUGCUCUACUCCAAAUACAUCACUGAGGAGAAGAGGAGGGAGCUUGUCCAACAGUACAAGUCUGGAUCAAUCACAAUUGAACGCUUUUUGGAAAUCAUCCUGACAAUCAUUCAGCAGCAAACCACAACAACCUCAUCGUCAUCAGUGGUCACAUGCCAACCACCAGAAACAAAAGUGGACAGCAGCACAACCACUACCACAACCACUACAAUCACAGAGACGACAGAAGUCCAAACAUUCCAUGGAAUCAGAAAGGAUGUCACUGCAACUGAGCUGCUUGAAUCAAAAAUCAUCAACGAGGACCUCUACAAAGAUCUCAGCACUGGAAAGGUCACAGUGACGGAAGUAAGUGAAAUGGACUCAGUACGCAAGUACUUAGAGGGAACCAACAGCAUUGCAGGGGUGUACCUGCAGUCCACCAAAGAGACAAUGAGUAUCUAUGAAGCCAAAAGCAAGGGCCUGCUGACUCCUGGUACUUCUCUGGUUCUGCUGGAGGCACAAGCCGCCACUGGCUUUGUCAUCGACCCGGUGAACAACAAGAAACUUUCAGUAGAGGAAGCUGUGGCUCAAAGAGUAGUGGGCAGUGAGUGGAAAAAUAAACUGCUUUCAGCAGAAAGAGCAGUUACUGGUUACAAGGAUCCCUACACUGGAAACACAAUCUCUUUGUUCCAGGCCUUGAAAAAAGAUCUCAUUGUCAAAGACCAUGGAAUUCGUCUCCUUGAAGCACAAAUUGCCACAGGAGGCAUAAUCGACCCAGUGUACAGUCACAGAGUGCCUGUGCAGGUGGCAUACCAAAGAGGUUACUUUGAUGAGGAAAUGAACCAGAUUCUGUCUGACCCUGAUGAUGACACCAAGGGCUUUUUCGACCCCAACACUCAAGAGAACCUCACCUAUCUCCAGCUGGUUGAGAGGUGUGUUAUUGAUUCCAUUACAGGCCUUAGCUUACUCCCCUUGUACAGAUGAAGGAAAGAGGACGUUUCUACCAGCAAUUAUCCUUGUGUUUUGCUUGUAUUAUGAGAUUACCAGUUUACUGUUGUUCAAUCAAAAUUGCAGUUUGUAUUAUUUCAAGUUUUUUAAAAAUGUAUUAUAAGUUGUCCUUAAAGAGAUCUGGAGAGAAAAAUGCAUGCAAACUUUGCUAUGCAAAAUACUGUUAGUUGUUCAUGGUUGAAAAGAGAGCAAGAAAAUGAUUCUAUAUUAUUAUUAUAUUAUUAUAAUGGCACUGACACAGCAAACUGGAAAUCAGCCAUGAACCCUAAAAUGAACCCAACACAUUGAAAGAGAAUGAAUGGCCUUAAAAUCUCUUAGACCGCAGAAAUCACCUAAGUCGAUUCUAAUAAUCACUGUAAAAUCAUAUACAUAGACAUGAAUGUUCUUCGUUACCUGUGUUUGAUAUGACAAAUUUCUGCUGUGACGAAGGCCUUCUGGUCAUAUUUAAAAGUGCCAUAUAUGUCUGUGGCCUCAGUCAUCUUAUUUUCACAUUGUAAUUACCCAAUUCUGUUCUUCUUUGAAUAUAUACAUGGCAGUAGAUGGUGUAACAUUUUGAAUUUUUAAUACUUAUUUUCCAUUUUGAUGCUGUUUCAUGUUUUUUGUGGGAUUUGUUUGUUUUCAUUCUGAUAUAACUAGAUGAAAUUCAGCUGAGCCUAUUUUUUACCUUUCCUAUUGAAGUUGCAUUAUGAAUUAUGUUUAAAUUUAACGCUUUACAGCUUUUCUUACUGAAAUGUUGUUUCCUAAGUAAGUCAAAUGUGAGCACAGUGAAUACUGUUUUGCAAGGCCUGCUUUGACCACACCUGGAAACUAUCCACGCACUUACUGUUUUUUGGGUUACUGUCAAACCUUUCUUGCUCAAACUGUUUAAUUGUUUGGCUCAAUAAAUAAGAUAUGAAUACUGUA